This is a messenger RNA of Anopheles gambiae (African malaria mosquito), 3778 nucleotides long. It is a transcript of the gene MICU3, whose product is annotated as calcium uptake protein 3, mitochondrial. Gene Ontology annotation, biological process: mitochondrial calcium ion homeostasis; calcium import into the mitochondrion. NCBI's taxonomy places the organism in Eukaryota, Metazoa, Arthropoda, Insecta, Diptera, Culicidae. The transcript is spliced from 11 exons. Gene Ontology annotation, molecular function: calcium ion binding. Gene Ontology annotation, cellular component: uniplex complex. The record is from RefSeq and is a predicted model, not a curated record. Bases 156 to 1820 code for a protein of 554 amino acids.
GGCAAAUGAGUUCCACUUACCGUUCAAUUCGAAUUGCUCCGCCAAACACGGAGUAUAAACGCAACCAGCACGAUUGACAGCAGCGUUGAAGAAAAAAUGUAAACAAUCCGCCCGUUGACUUUUCGCAAGAGGAGAGAGAAAAAAAACGCGAAAAAAUGGCGAUGUACACAAACCGUGUCGUUCGCUGCUCGAAAACAAAUCCAUUUUUCACAGUGUUGUCGCGUAAUUUCGGUAACAAUUCUAGUGCCCGCAAAUGGUACCAACAUCCAACCGUGCGGUACAUUUGUUUGGUGAGCGGUGGACUGCUCGCGUUCACCGCAGCGACCUACCGAAAUCGACCGAAGGUUUACGCGCUCCAGCUGCGAAAGGAUGAAAUUGCGGACAAGGCCAUUAAGCUUACAGCGCGCGAGCGGCGCUUCAUCAAGUUCGCCUCGGUCGAGUUCGAUGGGCAGAUCUACAUGACACCACAAGACUUUCUGGAGUCGGUCGUCGAACAGGAGCCCCGACCACGGCUCAAACGGAAGUCAUUAACGCACGCCGAGAUUCAGCAGCUGAAAGAUUACACGCCACCGUUGAAGCACGGUUCGUCGCAGCUUUUCCGCAGCCUUCGGGACAAAGGAAUAAUUUCGUACACCGAGUAUCUGUUUCUUCUAUCUGUGCUCACAAAACCUCACUCUGGCUUCCGCAUUGCCUUUAACAUGUUCGACACGGACGGAAAUCAACGCGUGGAUAAGGACGAAUUUCUUGUGAUUCGACAGCUGCUCGGAGGAUCGCUGAAGGAUCGUGAUCUAGACGAGGCCACUCGUCAAGCUCUCCUGCACCUUGUCUCGACCAGUGCGCAAGCGAGAUUUUUACUGAAAAAUGAUAACGAGCAAAAGUCACAAACGUCUGUCGCUGAACAGCGCAAACCAGGCACGAGGGAUGAUGGCAAUGUGGGGGAAAGAAAGCCACCAACACCGCCGCCGGUCAAGGGUGUAACGGCACGAUUAAUGGAAAAAAUUUUCAGCUUCGCUUGGAAGGGAAAGCGUGGCAUUGAAAGUAAGGAAGGCGAAGAGCCAGGAGAACAUGAUGACUACGUGGACGACGAGCAAGGUCUGCAGCGAAAGCACAAGGUCGAUACGACGCUCCAGAUACAUUUCUUCGGAAAGAAGGGUGACAAGGAUCUGCAGUACGAUGGGUUCUACAACUUCAUGAAGAACCUACAGACCGAGGUGCUCGAACUGGAGUUUUGUGAAUUUUCCAAGGGCCACGAACGCAUCUCCGAGGUGGACUUUGCGAAAAUCCUACUUCGCUACACCUAUCUUGAUACGGAUGAGUACGACAACUACCUGGACCGUCUGCUGGACAGAGAGGCCAAGGAGAAGGGCGUAUCGUUCGACGAGUUCCGACAGUUCUGCCAGUUCCUGAACAAUCUGGAUGACUUUUCGAUUGCGAUGCGCAUGUACACGCUCGCCGAUCAACCGAUUUCGAAAGAUGAGUUUUCCCGAGCGGUGAAAAUUUGCACCGGUUCCGAGCUGAACUCGCACCUGAUCGACACCGUGUUUGCCAUCUUCGACGAGGACGGCGAUGGGCUGCUCUCGUACAAGGAGUUCAUCGCCAUCAUGAAGGAUCGGGUGCACCGUGGAUUCAAAGUAAGUCACUACGAGCAUAUCGUCGAGGACUAUCUGGACGAUAUCGAGAAGGGUACGGUGUAUGCGGAUAACUUUCGGCAGCUGCUCAAGAUGCGUUCGCGGGCCUGCCGAAGGUUGCGCCGCUACCUGCUCUACUUUUACUAUCAUCCGGACCACGGACAAAGUGAUAGCACGAGACACUAUCGCUAGUGACUGGUCGUAGGGUUUAGCUAUUACACGUCCCCUUUUCCAAACUAUAACGCCCAUGGAUACUGGUGAGUUGUGUUGUGUAUAUAGCCGUAGCCAUGUUACAAGUUACAAUUUAAUAUGAGUUUCUCCGCUACUCAGUCCCCUGUCCAGACUUCCAUCAAAAGAUUAACCAAGGAUAUAUGUGUUAUGUGGCUUGUAAGUUAGAAUAGUACAUUAGUGCCUAUAGUACCUAUGCUUUGAUGGCUGUUUACUAGUGAAGUCAAAAUUGUCUCCAUGAUUUAUUACCCCUACUCCUCAUUUCUAUGUUUGUGUCGCAUAGAAGCAAUAUUUUAUGUUAAUAAACCCCAUUUUCAAAAUUUAUCUUUCACACCCCAACCCUAUGUGUCUGCCAUCUUAAUGUAUAUUUGUUUGUUAGUUUCUGUUCUGUUUUAACUUUAACUCGUUUCCUGUAACCUGUGUGGUGUUCUGUGUUUGUUAAUUCCUCAUUUGCGAAAGCUUACACUGUACAAAAUUACACACGAACACGAAUGAUCGAAUCGAUUCCACGCACAAUGCGAUCUCAUAUCACAAUGAUUGGUUGUUUCAUCACACAAUGUCAUUGCGUGGUCGUGUAUACACAACGCCGGGGGAAAUGUAAGUAAAGCUAAUGUACCAUAUGAAGACAGGUAAGUGAAAUGCUAUUUAGGUUUAAUAAUUAGAAAUAAAUGGGAAAUAACCUUUGUGGAAGUACAUGUAAUAUAAAAACAACGUGUAAAUACGUGUAUAAAAUAAAACGAAAAACAAAGUUAUGUAUAUAAUAGCAAAGGAUUACAAAAAAUGUUACAUUUUCUGUAUCAAUUUAGCGUUCCAAAAAUAAUGAUAUCAAUAUUUUUUCAUAUAUUUUUUUUCGUUUUAGUCAAACGUGAAAUCGGAAGGAUGGGAAGCAUUCAAGCAUUGUCUAAAGCAGGAAAUGAAACAAAACGUCUAAAAGAUCAGUCCACGCAAUAGCAACUCUCUCUCUAUCGCUUCGUUUCUAAUAAUCUACUAUAUCUACGAUGCCGGUUUUGCCCCCGUCCCAAGGCGAUCUAGUUAAAUUGUGUUUUUAAUCAAACUGUUAAGCAUUUUAAAGCUAUUUAUUUAGUUAGAGAAACGAAAAACAACUUACUGGCAAUUAUCGAUCCUUAACUUCAUCCUCUUCAAACGUUUCGGAACAAAUUGCUCUGUAGUGCCAUAGCUAGUUAACGUCACUGCUAUCCGAUCUCUAUCUGCCUUCCUUUUCGUUUAUUCUUCUUGCUGUAAAUUAGAUCAAACUAAACGAACAAAUUGUUUAGGAAAUUAUACGCACUUGUUACUUAGUAAAAAAAGAGAAGGAAUACAUUGUUAUGGCGACAUUUUAUCUAUUACUUGUUAUUCGUGUGGAGUUAACUUACGGCGAUUGUAAUUGUUUGUGAACAACUGUUUGUUUGUUAAUCUCUAUUUGCCUGCAUAUCAGUGCUUCAAAAGCAUAGGCCCUAAAUUGAAUCGAAAAGUAAGCUAGUUUGGUUUGUCCGUGUUUAAAACAUACUCUAUCAAUUUCUUGCCUUGCACAAUUUCUAACCUUGCCUAGCUAAUUUGGAGAUUGUCUGAAGCUUGACUGCAACACAGAAUAGAGUUCUAAGAAAACAAACGGUCAUCAAAAUACACCAAAAAGAAAUAAAACAAACUUUAAACUAUUUCAAAAAACUAUUUUAAAUCCUACCACAAUCGAAACAUGCAAAUUAUGAAAAGUAUUAGCUAACUCCUCCAUCUAAAGAAUUAUGAACUUGGACUUAUUUGGCAGAACUAAUAUUUCAUCGUUUCGUACGUUCGUGAUUGUGCGAUUCACACUAACGAAAAAAAACCAAAACUCCUUUCAUAAAGCUAUGAUUAUCGAUAAGUGCACAGUGUCCCGGGUCAUGUACGUUGUAAUGAACGAAAAUAUAAAAGAACGCAUGAUUGAA